AUGGCCAAGUCUCAAAAUUGGUCUGCCAAAUUUCGUUCUGGUGAUUUUUCACUCAAGGUGAAGAACGCUCUGGCUCGUCCAGUUGAAGUUGAUGACGACCUUAUCAAAGCAAUAUCGAUUCGGAUCGUCAAGACAACACGCGAGAUCGCAGAGAACCUCCAUGUGUCAAAUACAUGCAUUGAAAAUCAUUUAAAACAGCUUGUUCAAAAACUUGAUGCUAUGGGUUCCUGCAUGAACCCCCCCGAAGAAGAAAACGCAUCAACAAACUGCGAUUUGCCUAAGAAACCUAACAAAAAUGAUCCAUUUUCAAAACGACUGAUAACUGGCGAUGAAAAAGGGUUGUUUACUACAAUACCAAGCGGGAAAGAUCAUGGAGCAAGCCAGUUUGGUGGGAUUACAAAGGAAUUGUCUACAUUUGAACUCUUACCACCCAACCGAACGAUCAAUUCUGAUGUCUACAUUGAACGACUAACGAAAUUAAACAAUGCUGUUGAAGAAAAGCGGCCCGAAUUCACAAAUCGAAAAGAUGUGGCAAAACUGCCCAGCCGAAUCUUGUAA
This is a messenger RNA of Cooperia oncophora, 558 nucleotides long. The record is from the annotation of a GenBank genome assembly. Lineage: Eukaryota; Metazoa; Nematoda; Chromadorea; Rhabditida; Trichostrongylidae.